Messenger RNA from Ipomoea nil (Japanese morning glory), 2680 nucleotides. RefSeq names its product glutamate receptor 1.2-like. The coding region runs from base 8 to 2575 and encodes 855 amino acids. The transcript is spliced from 5 exons. The record is from RefSeq and is a predicted model, not a curated record. NCBI's taxonomy places the organism in Eukaryota, Viridiplantae, Streptophyta, Magnoliopsida, Solanales, Convolvulaceae. Gene Ontology annotation, molecular function: ligand-gated monoatomic ion channel activity; signaling receptor activity. Gene Ontology annotation, cellular component: plasma membrane.
UGAAGGAAUGAGGACUGGUUUUAUUAUUCAUUCCUUGAUUUUAUUUCUAGUUUUUGGGGAACAUGCAUCAUUUCCGGCGCCGGCAAAGUUUAACGUUGGAAUGAUUGUGGACAAGGAAUCGGAGAUGGGGAAGACUGUUGGGAGCUGUGUUAAAAUGGCGGUCUCGGAUUUUUACGAAUUGAAUAUUAAGGGUGUUUAUGGAGCAAGUAUUCAUCUUCACACUCGGGAUUCCAAAGGCGACCCAUCAAUUGCUCUUUCUGCUGCUCAGGACCUUCUGGAAAAUGUUAAGGUGCAAGCAAUAAUGGUGCCGGAGAUGUUUAGUGAAUCAGCAUUUUUGGGCACACUAGCUGAUAAAGCAAGAGUUCCACUUUUGUCUUUUUCUUCAAUUCCAUCCCCCAAAGGUCAUCCCUUUUUUGUUCAAAUUUCAGAAGAUGAAAGCACUGAAUUCCUGGGUAUUGCAGCUUUUAUAGAGCACCGGAGGGGGAAGGUAAUACUCAUCUAUGAGGACACAGACGAGGGGAGAAGUUCUGUUUUGUUUCUUGGCGACACCCUCCAACACAUUAAUGCUAGGGUUAUUUAUAAGAGUGGCAUUUCUCCUCUGAGUAGAGAUCUUGAAGUCAUUGAAGAACUUGCCAAGAUAAUCAGAAUGAAGCCAUCAAUUUUCAUUGUGCACUUGUCACCUUCUCUGGCUUCUCUCCUUUUCCUAAAUGCAAACAGGUUAGGGAUGCUUAGUGAAGGGUAUGUUUGGAUACUAACCAGUAAGUCAAUGAAUUUCUUGUAUUCUUUAGAUGUUAAAGUGGUUGAGUCAAUGCAAGGACUUAUAGGAUUCAAAUCCUACAUUCCAGCUUCAAGUAAGCUUGAAAAUUUCACUUUGAGGUGGAGAAGGAAAUCAGGGGAGUUGAAUGUGAAUGGCAUAUGGGCAUAUGAUGCAAUUUGGGCUCUUUCUAUGGCUGUUGAAAAACUAGGGUCAAGAAAUGGCAUUCUUGAUGGAGAUUCAAUCCUUAAUGAGAUUUUAAGAUGUAGAUUUACAGGUUUAGGUGGUGAGUUUCAGCUUGUAAAUGGAAAAUUGAUGUCCAGGACAUAUGAAAUAAUGAAUGUGAUAGAAAAGGGGUUUAAAAGAGUUGGAUUUUGGACACUUGAUGAGGGGUUUAGUAAAAGAAUUGACCCAUUGUUUGUCGAAAGACAUGAGCUUUCUACCAUUAUAUCGCCCAGGCUAUCUAGUACUACUCGAAAUGGUUGGCCUAAUCAGAUCAAAACUGAUAAGCUAAGAAUUGGUAUUCCAGUGAAUCCAAGGUUCAAGCAAUUCACUAGAACAAUUGUUGAUCAUGAAACAGGUGCAGUAGAUGCAGGUGGCUUUUCACUAGAUGUCUUCAAUGAAGCCAUACAGCACAUAGAAUAUUCUGUACCAUAUCAAUUUGUCUCAUUCUUGGUUGAAAAUUCUAGCGGACGAACUGAUGGCAGUUACACUGAUAUUCUAAAACAGGUCGAGAUUGGGAAUUUUGACGCUGUUGUGGGCGAUACAACUAUUACAUCAGACAGAUCUUCACUAGUAGACUUCACUUUGCCUUACACUGAUCUCGGAGUGGGAACCGUAGUGCGACUGGAGAAACAAGGAAUGUGGUAUUUCUUAAAGCCAAUGGGUGCUGAUCUGUGGAUUGUGAUCACGAUUUUGUUUAUAUUUGUGGGUGCAACUGUUUGGCUUAUUGAGCAUAAGAAAAAUGAACAAUUUCAGGGCUCAAUAACUCAGCAAAUUGGAACAACUUUGUGGUUUGCAUUUUCAACUCUUGUUUAUGCUCACAGAGAAAAUCUGCAAAGUAAUUUGUCAAGAUUUGUGGUAAUUGUAUGGUUGUUCAUAGUCUUCAUAUUGACAUCAAGCUACACUGCAAGUUUAAGCUCAGUGUUCACAGUUCAGCAGAUUCAAUUAGCAAAGGGGGAUUACAUAGGUUACCAAACUGGUUCUCUUUCAUUCAGAUUUAUUGUAAACAACCUAAACUUUGAUGAUAAUAGGCUUAAACAUUAUAAUUCCCCUGAGGAGUACCAUGAAGCUUUAUCCAAGGGGAGUAAAAAUGGAGGUGUCGGUGCCAUAGUUGAUGAAAUUCCUUACCUCAAGGUCUUCCUUGCUAAGUAUCCAUCUCAGUAUGCAAUUAUUGGAUCUGCACCAAUUACGAAUGGUUUUGGUUUUGCUUUCCAAAAAGGUUCACCUUUAGUCCCUAAGCUGUCCACAGCAAUUGCCAAAAUGAGAGAAGAAGGGAGGCUCAAAUACUUGGAAGAAAAAUGGUUUACAAACAACUAUCAAUCAUCUUUCAUACCUGAGGCCACUGAGGAAUCUCAACUCAAGAUGCUAAACCUUGAUAAUCUCCGCGGCCUGUUUAUUGUGAGUGUGACCUCCAAGGCUAUUGCCCUUUCCAUAUUUCUGUUUUUUAUACUUCGCGAAAAAAUAUGCUUGAAAAACUUUAUUCUACGAAUCUUUUCUACACAAUUCAUGAGAAUUAUGAUAAUGAGAGACCUCUUUACUAAGAACACAAACAUGAUUCCUAAUGCCAAUGUGGAGAUGACUCAUGUAAAUCCACAUUGAUGCAGUUACUAUAUCUUAGUCUUCUGGAUCAUAUCUGUAGUUAUUGAAUUUUACUGUGUUUCUUUGUAGUUUCACUGAAGUUUGUUCAGAGUAUAUUUAUAUAUA